Symbiodinium sp. CCMP2456 is the source of this 1734-nucleotide messenger RNA. Lineage: Eukaryota; Dinophyceae; Suessiales; Symbiodiniaceae. The record is from the annotation of a GenBank genome assembly.
AUGAAGGAGCAAGGAUUACUACCCGACUAUGUAAUCCAUCUCAUAGAAGAUCAAGCGAAACAAGCCAGCUCGAAGCGAUCUUUUCAAACAUCCGCGAUAAAUCGGCUUUUCACUCGAAGCGGUGAUGGGACCUUGGCUCUCAACCUCGAUCAUGGACUAUUUGUGGAAGCACAAACCAUCCACACCAAGCAUUUCUCGAAAGGGUCCCAGAAGGCCCUGCCACAGUCGGUCAUGAAAGGCCUCUACUUCGGUAAUUCGCAGGCGGCUUUCGAGGCAGCAGUGAAUGCAGGCGAAGUGGUGGAAGUCACCGGGGAAGACGGAAAGACUUAUUGGGCUUACCAGUCCUACGAAGUCGGCCGUGAAGACGGCAAGAGCACUACACAGACGUUGACCAAGCAGCAGAACAAGCUGAAGAAGGGAGAGAUGGACAUUCUAGCCGAGGCUUUCAAGGGAGUGAAUUGGAAGCUUUCGACGAAGGAUCAAGCUGACAUGGUCAACUCAGAGGGUGUGGUGUCACCGGCUGCACAGACCCUGCUCCAGCAGGGCAUGAAUCUCAUCAAGAAGCUUACCGGCAUCGACGACAAAAAAUGCCACGAGCUGAAAGUCGCCUGCUCCAAGGCCACAUUGUUCACGACCCAGAUGCAGCAGGUCUCGGAUCUCCACAUCCUUCCCGAAGGGAAGGAACUCACGAAGAAGGGGCUCCAGGACUUCAUGCUUCUGAUCGCCAAAGCUACUGCCGACAUGAACCUCCUCGUCGAGACGGCGAAAGGGAUUGCCCGUGCGAACACGCGGGACAUGGAAGCAGCUGAGAACAAUCCCAAGAUUUAUGAGGAGGUGCAGAAGUUGUCCAAUGUUGGCUGCGGCGUCGUGUUUGUUACCACACGAAUUGUUCGCAUCGAUAUACCACAGCUACAGAUCGACAUGGACAAAAUGCAUCGUCAAGAGCGAAGAGGUUUGCGAGAACUUCUGGACAACAAUGGCAGGUGUGUGCCGCUCGCCCUUCACGGCGAUGGAGUGCCGCUCACAGGAGUGGGCAAAUCUUGGCAGAAUACGAUAACCGACUUCUCCUUCUACUCACUUCUUGGUGAAGGGAAAACUCCCGAUCUGCUGAUGUUCGUGUACUGCCUUUUUGACAAGUUGAGGAAGAUGGGCCGAGACAGCACCGCUACGGCACAUCGUUUUUUUGAGUACAAGCCAGGCAGUGAGGAGGCCAAGAAGGCUGGGAAGCCCCUUGCAGACGGAUGGUAUGGCAAGGCUGCUGAGAUAAAAUAUUUGGCAGCUCCUUUUUCGGCCGUGUGGGAGCACUUCAAGAACCCGCAUUUGUCAUUGCAUGCAGACAUCAGCCUCCUCCUCAAGCUCAACAAGCUUAUUGAGGACAUCCUCAUUGAAAGGAAGGGUGAAGUGUCGCUCGGAGAGGAUGCUACAAGAUUCGAGGAGGCUCUCAAUGCUUUUUUAUCUUUGCAAUCCAAAGUUGCUUCAUGUCUUCAGGAGGCGAGUGGGGAGAACAUGAUGGCCAUCACAGAAAAAGCACAUUUCUUACAACACAGUGCUAUGUUAUCCAAGUACCUGUCGCCGAGGUUGGUGUGGGUCUUCGGAGGGGAAGAUCAGCAGCGAAGAGUGCAAUGCCUUGGAAAAUCCGCCGUUAAGGGCAAUGGACCGACGAAAGCAGUGCUGAAAAUGGUUUCCAAGUACAGGAUGGCCCUUCAUUUCCAGUUUCAGACCCACGAUGGGUAG